This is a messenger RNA of Physella acuta, 1523 nucleotides long. RefSeq names its product pyrokinin-1 receptor-like. Gene Ontology annotation, cellular component: plasma membrane. The record is from RefSeq and is a predicted model, not a curated record. Gene Ontology annotation, biological process: neuropeptide signaling pathway. Gene Ontology annotation, molecular function: neuromedin U receptor activity. Lineage: Eukaryota; Metazoa; Mollusca; Gastropoda; Physidae.
AUGAGCAACGGGAUGAGUGACCGGAACUUGACCAGCAACAUGGAGAAGUUUCGGUUGGUGUAUAUGUUCUUGUCGGAGUUGUCGCCCCAGGAUUUAGAGAAAGAGGAUAUCAAUGCUCGGUUGGAGGAGUUGUACAACAUCACACUCUCCCCUAAAGAGCUGUCCAGCAUAGAGAAACGUUACAUGCCCGACCUCCUGGGACCCAAACACGAGUCACUGACGACCGGCGUCAUCAUCACCCUCAUCUACGUCACCAUCCUCAUCACCGGCGUCGUGGGGAACUUCUGCACGUGCCUCGUUAUUAUUAGAAACAAGUACAUGCGCACAGUGACCAACUACUACCUGUUCAACCUGUCAGUGUCUGACCUGCUGCUCCUACUGCUGGGCCUACCCCAGGAGAUCAACCACACCUGGUCCGCCUACCCUUUCCCCCUGGGGGAGACCUUUUGCCGGUUCCGAUACUGGGCAUCGGAGGUGUCCAGCAACGUAUCGAUACUGACCAUCACUGCCUUCACUGUAGAGCGAUACAUCGCCAUUUGUCACCCCAUCAAGUUCCCAACAUAUCCCGGGCUCUCAAGGCCCCUGCGCGUCAUGGCCGCCGUGUGGAUUAUAUCAACCAUCUGCGCCAUCCCCAUCGCCCUGCAGUUUGAGAUCCACUACGUGCGGUGGCAGCGGAAGAUUAUUCCAGAGUCGGCCCGGUGCAGCAUGCUGACGUCAGACGUCGCCAUGACAGUUUUCCAGGUGUCAACGUUUCUCUUCUUCAUCAUCCCGAUGACCCUGAUCGCCUUGCUCUACUUCUUCAUCGCCCUGGCCAUCCGGCGCUCCACCCUGAGUCGCGCCGGCUCCGACUCGUCCAAUGACGGCUCCCGCAGCCACUCGACCUGCGAGAUCCGGCAAAACACCAGCGGGCAGCAGCACGCCAGGAUACGCCAGUCGGUGUUGAAGAUGUUGGUGGCUGUGGUUGUGGCGUUCUUCCUGUGCUGGGCGCCCUACCACACGGAGCGGCUGCUGGUGGUGUACGCGCCGGAGUGGACGGAGACGUCACGCAGCAUCCACCACGCCCUCUUCUACGUCAGCGGCGUCAUGUACUACCUAAGUGCUACAAUUAACCCCGUGCUCUACAGCAUUAUGUCCCUCAAGUUCCGGCAAGCGUUCCGGGCGACCCUCCUCUGCUGCUGGUGGUCACGGUCCGGCCCAAAGCGCCGGGCCAACCGGAACUCCUACACCUUCAAGUUCCAGCACCGAGCCCACCUCAACACCCACUGCUCCUUCAUGGAGAGCAGCAGCAGCACCAACAACAACAGCACCAACAACAACAAGCAGGCCAACAGCAACCACUCCACCCCCAUCCUGUGCUGCGCCGUGGGUACCGGGGCGGUGACGACCCAGCUGGAGGGUUGCCCCCUGGUGGAGAUGUUUGCCUGUGAGGGGGUCAGGGGUCACAGUUACGAGAGUAACGGCAUCAUUCAGCCCAACGGCACCGAGCGGAUGUUGUGAGAUGGCGUGUUUGAAAUAACAUUGAG